Chrysemys picta bellii (western painted turtle) is the source of this 9116-nucleotide messenger RNA. Lineage: Eukaryota; Metazoa; Chordata; Testudines; Emydidae. The record is from RefSeq and is a predicted model, not a curated record.
CGGGGUGCGGCAGUCGGGUCCGGCUCGGCGGGGUGGGGCAGGGUCCGGCCCGGCCCGGCCCGCGCGGAGCCGGGCAAGGAGGGGCCGGGCACUUUGUAGCAGGGGCUGGAAAUUUGCUGAGUCACCAUCGCGUGGGACACGUGGUGUCCACCCCCUCCCGGACCCGACCCGACCCUACCGGGGGUGAUGCCGCGGCCGGCUCCGCGCCGGGAGGGGGGGCGGCGCUCACACACGUGGCUGCCCCGGACGGGGGCCCCACCACGCGCUCGGCGCCGGCGGGCGGCUGGGCGGGCUGAGGAGCAGAAUCCAUGCAGCCCCAUCACCAAGCAUUCGAAUAACAUGCAGAGGAAUCUGUAUGCAUGCAUGUUGGUGGCACACAGCAAGUACCUGAGGAAGGGCGACUGCUAGAAUUCAGACGCUCCUGCAAACCCUUCUACUAUGACAUUAAAGGAAAUUGCAUAUCCCUAGAUUUUUUUUGUAAUUCUUUGCAUUGUGUUAGCCAUGACAAAUGGACACACCUUCAUAUGACAUCCUGGGGUGUUGAAACCCUGUGUAAAGCACAUGUUGCUUAAUCACCUGCUCCACAUGGCCACCCAUGAGACUGAAAGAGCCUCCUGGUUUAAACAUGGUCUUGGUAACGUAAGAUGCCUUGCAUUUUGAAUCAGAACAGCCACCAGUCCUUGCUAAAGACACUGGCAUGUUUUCUAUCACUGGGAAGGCCAAAAGCUUAAGAUGGUGGAGGAGGGGACCCUGAACCCACAUUGUAGUGGUGGUUCUCAUUAGCUUGCGCUAUAGGACAAGCGUACAGAUUGUGUCUAGUUUUGAAUGGUUCUUGAAAACAGUUCUAGCAAACCUGUGCCCUGUGACUCUGAGUUCUAAAUAUGACUGACUUUGAAGUGUAAAGAGAGCCUUGAGAAUUCUGGAUAAAAUCAGUAUGGGUCCACAGUUCUGAGUGGAGCACUGAGGUUCUGGAAACACUGAUAAGCAGGCAUCCCUACUACUGGCAGUUUGCAUCUCAGUGGCCUUUAUCCUCCCUACAAAAUACACUAGUUUGCGUAGAAAAGAGUUUUUCUGGACUAACAGUUACAUUCUGUGCUGAUGUGAGAAAUGCAGGUUUGGUUUCCUGGUCCACUCUUUUCCUAGACUGGCUGAGAAUGGAAAUUCUGAGGAGACAAAAUGUUUCCCUUCUGAGGGGAAGGAGAUGCUUAUUGACAAACCCCACAAACCUUCUUUAGAUACAUAGAGGUGUGAAUAGUCUCACGUGAGGAGGGGCUACCCCUGGAAGGGGGAAACAUCUGAAAAUGGUCAGAUGGGUCUCCAGCAGUUCAGAGACCGCACCCUUGAUGAAAAGUGAGGGGGGAGGGGGCUUUAACAUUCAGAGCGUCUGCUCUGCGGGUAGAUUUGCCUGGUGACUGUGCAGGAUACGGAUCACUUUGGAUUUUCAGACUGAGAUAAGGGUGGGGAAACCUUAUUCCUCUAUCUUCUUCAGACAGGGAAGGAGAUAGCACAAGCUAGAGAAACAUCCCUGCUGGGGGAGACAAAGGAGGGGGAAUGGAGGUGUCUCUAAACCUUAAAAAACAUUUCAUAGUCAACUUUAGAGAGAUCUGUUGCUGCUGCAAAGGGCCGUUUCUCUAUUUUCCCCACACACACACACACACACAUACAUUCCUCUGUGUGUUGCUCAGUGGAGGAGGGGCCCUGUUCUGGGAUCCCAGCAGAAAACAGGCCAUGAAAUCUCAAAUUGUGAACAAACACUUUUGGGCAAAGGGGCUUUGCAGAAAAUGGGAAGGGCUCCAUUAACUGUCUUGACCUGUCUGCCCCCUGGGUAGCUCCUCACUAGAGCAAAGCUGGGUGUGGGAAGAAGAACAGAGAGGUAGUGAGCAAAUGCUCCUGUCCCACACAGUAGAAAACUGCAUCCCAUUUUAUGGGAUUUGGGGCCCUGUGUCUUUGGAAAAGGUGCAGCCCUGCUCCCAGCACCAGCCCAGCCAGUAUGUUCGGUUAUGCAGCUGCCAUGGUUUAGUAUUUAAUUUAUUUACCUUGCUGCUUUCGCACUGAUGGAGCGUGCUUGUCGCCUGGUCUCUUUCUCUCCCCUUCCGUGUGUAAACUAAUGCAGAGAAGCCUGCCUCCUCUCAUCUCUGCCUAAACGUGAUGGACACUUUUAUGAUCCAAUGACAGUGCAUAGAAUAGGCAGGACCAAGGGGGAGGGAAAAUUAACCCUGUUUGUACCUAAGAGACUCUCAGAGAGAAUGGGGAGGAUAAUUAUUAAUGAGGAUAUGGUUACAGAGUGCAGGGGCUGUGCUGAAUCCCAUUAGCAGGACACUUGGCAAAAUUUGUCAGAGCUUUGCACUCACACUUUAGCUUAAUUGUGUUAAAUGUUCUUUGAAACAUUAGGGUUAACUCAGACCCCACUGCAAAAGUACAGUGUCUAAAAAAUAUGGAAGCAGAAAUCCGCAAACUCAGUUUCUAGUAUCUGAAGGCCGUGCACUUUGCAAGUUUCCCUAAAUUCGGUGCCUUAGUCUUCAUUGUUUCUGAAACAGAUUGGAAGUCUUAGACAUUUUGUAAUGUCUAUGUCUUUAUUGAAUUAACUGUAAACGACCGGUUCAGUAUACAUUGUCCGUCAGUGUUCAGGUGCUCUGUUGAAAACAUGCAACUAUAUUGGAGGUUUGAGAACUGGAGGUGGGACGCCUGGGGCUUUGGCUGCUGAGGUGGCAUGGUGUGCAGUUUUUUAAUCCCACAAACACACCUGUACUUUUAGCAGGCAUCUAGCUGUGAAAUACUGGAACAGUCCUAACGCUCUACGUUCUCAAGAAAUCCCAGUUCAGCACCCUAUUGAGAUGAACAAGCCUCUCACACUUUUUGCUGAGCUAUUGUUUCAGGCUGUCUAAAGACUCAGGCAGGUAAUACUCCAUUGGUUCAUGUUUGGACGAUAUUCUUGUGACUGGUUUCAGAGUAGCAGCCGUGUUAGUCUGUAUUCGCAAAAAGAACAGGAGUACUUGUGGCACCUUAGAGACUAACAAAUUUAUUAGAGCAUAAGCUUUCGUGGACUACAGCCCACUUCUUCGGAUGCAUACUUGUGACUGUAAAGCCUAGAAACUCUCCGUAAUGAAAGCAAUGAUCCUGCUGCUUGGUUCUGAAGCAAGGGGUAGAUCUGUGGCAAAUUCCACUGGCUUGCAACAUCUGGGACACUGCAUAACAGUACUGUUAUCUUUCCUCCUUAAUAACUAUAUAAGCUGAGAAAGAUGUGAUAUAAUAGUUGGAGCAUAGGAUGACUAAGAGCUAUGAAUUCAUGAAUCCUAAUCCCAGUUCUGCCAUUAAAUCCCAGUGUGGCUGUGCGCAAAUCACUUCACUGUGCAGGGCCUCAGUUUCAGUGUCUGUAAAAUGGAAUCUUUAUUUGCCACUGGAGCUGGUGUGAGAUUUAACUGAUAUUAGUAUAACAUUGUUUAUCACUGUAUUUUAUAAAUGCACAUGAGAUCAGAGCUCUGUACCCUCUUUAUAUCAGAAGCUGUCUGAAGUACAUCAGACCUCAGUAGCUCCCAGUCUCCCCUUCCUGAAACUCCAAGGUCUCUGUAGUGUGACACACAGGCAUGCACUCAUGAUCCCCUGAAUCCUCUGCUCUGUAACCACAAGGGCUCUGCAGCAUCUGACUCGGUUGUUUACUAAACCACUGAAGACUGUCUGAUCCCUGUCCAGGCUUCCCCAGAGAGAGCCUCAGAGUCCUGUCCUGACAGCAUUCUGAUUCAGUCCGAAGGUUUCUGAAUCUGUUCUUUGCUGCUGGAUGCUGGUUCUGAUCCAUAAGAGAAAUGGAAAGGUGGCUAGCUGGGUGAGUGUUCUGUGUAUAGCUUCUCUCUAGAACAGUACACACAGUGACUCACCCCUCCUCUGUGUCUUCUCUCCAUUCACAUAGAAGUUAUUGCCUCACGUAUGCUUGCUCUCUGUGUGAUUCACAUCAUUGGGGUAUCCUUCCCCCCUUCUCUGUUACAGAUGAAUGACAAGUGUCAGUCUGCCUCUCGGUGUGUGUGAGGAUUGUUAGAGCAGGAGGAGGACUUGUGAAUGAUGGAAGGGAAGAUAUUCUCUGCAUUCCACACUGCAGUGUCUUGGGAAUCCAUGCUGUGUCUCCAAGGGACAGAGGCACAGAGCUUAGGGUUUAAGCAUCUGCCGUUCCCUCAUCUGUCAGACCUGAUGUCCUCCUUGGUGGACGUGUCAUGUGCCAGCUUUGUAGGCAUGGUUAACUGACUUGACCGUCUUGCAGGUGUCUCACGUAUGGCAUGUGGAGGUGUGACGAUAGGGAUUGGUUGCAAUUUCUGACCAGUUCUGUCCAGGAGACUGUGCCCAGGUUAUGACGACUAAUCCCAAACCGAACAAGGCAUUAAAGGUAAAGGAGGAGUCAGGAGAGAACGCCCCAGUGCUGAGUGACGAUGAACUCGUGUCAAUGUCCGUCCGGGAGCUGAACCAGCACCUGAGAGGUCUCACGAAAGAAGAGGUCAUCCGCCUGAAGCAGCGGAGGCGCACGCUCAAGAACCGGGGCUAUGCUGCCAGCUGCCGCAUCAAGCGUGUGACACAGAAGGAGGAGCUGGAGAGGCAGCGGGUUGAGCUGCAGCAAGAGGUGGAGAAGCUGGCCCGAGAAAACAGCAGCAUGAAGCUAGAGCUGGACGCCCUGCGCUCCAAGUACGAGGCAUUGCAGACCUUUGCUCGUACCGUUGCACGGGGGCCUAUUACCCCGACCAAAGUCGCCACCACUAGUGUCAUCACCAUUGUGAAAUCAGCUGAAAUCUCAUCCAGUUCUGUGCCAUUUUCAGCAGCAUCCUAGUGCCCUAGAUGGGGGAACUACAGCCUUUCGGAGGGAUGGGGAAAGGGCUCUUAUGCACCGUUCCAGAGUCCUUGGUCACUUCAAGAAUUGGCAUUUUAACAAUUCCUUCUCUUUCAAAAGUGCAAAAAAAAAAAAAUCUACAAAGGGAACGUAACUGGCUGCUCCUCUGUGAACUUAGUGGUUCCAUGAAGCUCUUGUGGCUGGGAUUUGAGUUCUGUACCUAGUAUGAGCUUUCUCUUCCUCCUCCCCCUGCCUCCCCAACCCUCUUUAGGCUGUGGGCAGCUUCCCAAUUGGGAGAAGAUACCAGAGGAGCCUUUGUGAAUAAUGUUCAAGAACCAGGUAACAGAUGGACUGUCAAAAUCAUGUGAGAUGAAUGUAUAGAGAAGAGUUUCCUUCAGUGGCAUCCAACUCCCAUUAAGAAGUUACCUCACCCCACCACCACGUUCCACUGUCAUAGCAGUGGCAGAGAAAUAAACUCUGAAGCAGAGUCCAUUCCGCCAUGCACUGGGGGGAGGAGAGGAGGGUUGGUCAUACAGAGAGGGAAUAUGUUUGGGUCAGACCACACCAGUUAGGAAAAACCUUCCUGUCUUCAGCCCAUACCGGUUACCAGUUUACAUGUUUUAAUACACCCCAUACCUGUGUGGCCUAUAAAGCUAAAUUGCAGCCUCCCUUAUACAAAGCCAAGUCUACCAAGAGCUCCUUCCCCAAGAUGUGCCUGUAAAUUGGGUAUAUUUAUGCAGUUUAUUUCUUCCAGAUGAUCCACAGGUUUGUAAUAGUGGCUUAUUCAGGGUUCCUUGAAGCUCAAGGGAGGAAGGCACAGUAAAAUUCAAGAAGGGAGGUAUGUUGCGGGGCAUAGAGAGAAAUACUAGAAGUAUUACUGGCCUGAGGCAGAAUUGGUUGCCAUGGUGGGAAGUUGUUGUCCUGGAAAUCAGCACUGUGAAAAGGUGUUUAUGUAGAGCAUGUUAGAAAGAUGUGUUAAAAGCACUGAAGUAAAAAGAGGGCCGAUAGCGUAUGUGCAAGAAGAUCAAAGCCAGCAGAAACUCCUGGAUAACAGAGGUAGUGGUGGUUAUGGCCUUUGCCUGUUAGAACAGUGGCCAUCCCAACCUAAGGGGCCAUGUACACUGAUCUUUGCCAACAAGAGAUAGGGUAUGGGAUGCUGGGUGGAAGCUGAAAAAGGGAAGAAAGAUUCUUAACCCAAUCUCAGUCAUUAAAGCUGGGUUCCAAAGAGUAGAAAAACCUAUAGUGUUUUGUGUUGAGAGGGUUGAGAGAACCUGUCUGACGACAAUCCUGAAACUCAACAUUUCUUGGGGGUGUGAAUUAUCCCUAGAGAUGCAUGGAGGGCAGGAUUGGAAUCGGUGGCUUUUGGGGGAUGGUAAAAUUGGGGUUGAUAAGUAGGGCUUAUGGUUCUGAAGGAUAGUUGGGAAGAGGUAACAGUGGCUCAGCAGUGGGCAGGAAAGGGGAAGCCAAAGGGAGAAGAGUCUAUUCUUUAACAGGACUGAAAAGACAUUCUAAGUUUCCAGGUCUGAGUAAAAAUAGCUAUGUUCAUGUUUGUGUGUUUGAAGUAGGAAAGAAAACGGAUUGCCUGGUGUUCCAGAGUAGGUCAAAGAUUUGUGGGCUGUCAGAUGCCUGCUCUAAAGCAGGUGAGAAGAGGUUAAGACUCCUGAAGUUCAAGAUGACUGGAGGAGAUGGCUAAUGUUCAUAUUCAGAAGAGUUUGGUAUACUGGUGUUCCAGAGUAAGGUACAAAGGAGAAGAUGGAGAAGAAUGACUGGUGGUCUAGUUUAACUGAAAAGGAUAAAGGAAGAUGCUCCUAUCGUUGAAGAGGACAGAAAAUUAGCAUCCUAAGCCAGUGUAGGAUAUUGUUUGUGAAGUUAUCUUGUGUCUUGAAUUGCAAGAAGAAUGCACAAGUUUAGUGAAGCCCUGUCUUUCUUCUAAAGACAAACACAAGUUGUUGUUGGCUCACGUUUUCCCAGUCACUGGAGUCUCUUGGUUUCCCAAGAAGGUACUUAAGUCAAGUAGUUGGAGAGGCAGAACCUGGUUCUCAUUCAGUCCUAAACCUCUACACUGAUGACUUUCCUGAGCCAUAGGAUGUGUAAGAGUAAUGCUUCCUUGAUGGCUUUUACCCCACCAGAUUCAUCUCCUCCUGGAGGAGGCAAGCAGGAAGUUACCAACAAAUAUAGUUUGGAGGUAUUUAGCUCCACUUCUCCUCCACUUCCUUACCAUCUCCUAACAGGCAGAUUGAUGUCCUGCGUAUCAGUACCAGUUAUUGGCUCCCCCAGCAGAAGCUGAGGAAGAGAAGACCCUAAUUCCUUUUCAUGUUCUGUAACUCAAAAGUACUUGGAAAUCUUCCCAGAUCUCUAAGGUGCAACCAUUAGCACAGGCAAUGUCUAGAUUCCUAGCACUGUUGGGACUUUAAAAGAGAAACAGAAAAAUAUCCAGUGGACUUGGAAAUGACUGAAUGUUCCCCAUUUCUAAAAUAGCUCCAUGAAAGUCUUGACAUUCCUGAACAGAUAAGACCACCCCCUCCACCCGGGGAAUCCUUCACUGCACCAAGGAAAUGAGAUCAACUAGACAGGAGAGUAAUGGGAAUUUAAACGUAAUUCGGGGUGGGGUUCAGUUGCUGUUGGAAUGAGAUGAGGAAUAGAUCUGAGUUCUUUACUAGUACUUCCAUUGUGGCUGAGCAUUUUCCAGUUCUCGGAAGUGUGCCAAAGGCUUGUCCAAGUGAUUGCUGGUUUAGUGCUAGAAGGCGCGUAGUCUCUGAUUACUCAAUCAAGAAUGAGGCCUGGGUGUUAUUAAAGCUGUUGAUACCAUAACCAUGGUAGGUAAUCCAUAUUGGAUAUCCAUAAGGACCACGUGGAAAUAUUUAAAAAGAGAAAUAAAUAUAUAUAUAUAUAUAUAAAUAUAUUAUAUACAUUUUAUCAUAUAGAUUUUUCGUAAUUUUUUUUUCCAAGUUUGAUACUGUAAAUCUUUACUAAAAGAAAUUGCCAGUCCAGGGCUCCUUGGGUGGUGAUUUGGGGGGAAAGGAGGCAUGCUGGCUAACUUCAACUGGUGGAUCAGAAUUGCAAGGUAAUACAGAGGGAGGAACAAUCUGAAAGCUGCUCACCACAUUGGAGAGACAACUCCCUCUCCCUUCUUCCUCUGGGGUUUGUUUCUGUUCCGUCCUGCACUUGCAAAUCUGAUGCCCAGGGCAAAAGCCAGUGAGGGGAUUUGGGCCACUGCUUGCAGAAUCACUAGGGGAGCCCUUUUGAAAAGGAGUGCUUAUCUCUCUUCCAACCCUCCUCCCACUCCCUCUUGUCUCUCCUUACUGCAGUAACUAGGGCUUCUUUCUCUCCCCUCUUAUCUUGUCACACCACCGCUAGAGGGAAGCAAUGAGUCUUAAUUUCAUGAGCAUUAGGCUCCACUUCUGAACCCCAGGCCCAGCAUUUUCCUCUGAUACCCACCCUGUGCAUAGGAACCACGGUAUGAAGGUGGGGACAUUAGAAGCAGCCAGCAGUAUGUCCCCUGACCCACAAUUGGGGCAUUGUGGGAUGUUUACAUGGGGCAAUAACAGGUCCUUCUUAUCAGGGGCUUCUCUAUGCUCCUGUAUGUGCAUUUGUUGUGCUCCUGACUGGGAAUAGUUUCCCACUAGGGAAGCUUCAGAGCCCUUUGAAGCAAGUUAGUGUCUCUGACCUUGCCUAACUAUAUCCUCUGCCUGAGGAAACAACAUAUAACGUGUUUUGUAAUGCCACAUCUCUCUGGGACAAGUGAGGGAGGGCGGCAGGCAAAAUGAAUAAUGGGUGGGAGGGGAGAGUGAGUGGCAAGUUUAUGUAUUGCUGGGAUCGUGGGGCAUUCAAGCUACUGUGCGACUCAAAGCCCAAGGAGGAGGAGGCAUUUUUUCUCUCUCAGAUCAUUUAAACUUUGUCAUGAUUGUUUUCAUUUAAAGAAAAAAAACUUUUGUAAUGUGGGUUUGUUUUCCUUUGUCAUCUGUAUUUCAGUCUGCUGGGGUGUUUCCGUAGAUGGUGGAUCUUUUGCUUUCAUUUUUUUUUCUUUUUUUUUAAUGGUAGAUCUUCUGUUAAGUUUUUAUCACCAACUCAUGCUAUCCUCCGUGGUCAUUCAGUAAUUUCAUUUCAAUAUUUAUUUUUGUGCUGCUUUUUUUUAUUAUAAAAUAAAUUAUUGAUAUACCGAGUAAUGUGGAUUCCUGUUUGUAAGGCGUAUAGCCCUGUGUAUGUGUCCAUCACUUUCUCUUGACAGCCACAACGUAAUUUAUUGCUGUAAAUUUAGCUGCAGUGACUGGUUUUUUGUACCUUUCCAAUAAAGCAUUUUCUGGUUUCA